AUGAAUAUAAAGACGGGUGAUUGCGGCUAUGCGGCUGCAAUAGCUGCCACCCCAUUCGGCUAUUCGGUUAUGCUGAGGCUGGACUUUAACAUGACUGCACUCGGUUACAUUCCGGUCUUGGUGUUGGUGGUAUCGCUGAUGACGGCUCUUGUCCAAGCGUCCUUACCUGAUGAGAUCACCCCGAGCAUGGAAAUGGCCCGUGAACGGGCUCCAGCCAUCUUCAACGCGUUGAACAAUGCCAUGCGCCAGUGGGGGUCUUCGCUGCACCACAACGGCAUGUCCGUCUUUCUGGCCACUGUUCCGGAGAACGUGUUGCUGCAUCACGGAAACGUUCGAGAGACGUCGCCGACAGAACCCGAAUGGCUUGCUUACGAGAUCGAACAUGCCGAGCUGUUUGCCCGAACAUGGCUGCAACAGAAACCAGUGCCCGCCGUCUUGGCGCAGUCUGAGCCGGUCCCGUCUGCACAGAAGCAAGUCAGGCGUACGGCCGACCAGAAAUUCCGUGGCUGGAUGCACGUCUACCGCUCGACCCGGCCGCUGCAUUACCUCUACAUUGACGGCAUGGCCGGCGCCAAGACAGCCAUGGGCACGCUGGACUCGCAGGACCUUCUUCUGCGCAAGAACGGGACUGGCGGCAAUGCUGGCUCUAUUCUGGGCGAGCGGCAACGCGCGGCUGAUCUCUGUGCUCUGGUUCGGCCGUGGGGACUGCAAGGAGUCAUUCGCAUGGAGGCCGGCUUCGAGAUCAUCCAGUGCGACUUCUCCGAUGGCCUCGAGCAGGUCCAGGCGCUGCGCCGGGCCAAGGAUGACGCUGCGGGCGACAUCGGCGACGGUCGCGGCCUUCGUGGCCUCGAAUUCCUGCGCGGCCUUGCUGAACGCUACCAGGACAUCGGUGCCCAGAGAACCGUUGUCGACUACUCCUCCAUGGUCUCGGCCUUCUUCUUUCCCCUCAACCUGACGAACCCAGACGGCGAUCGGCCGGACCUGCCCCGGCUGCUGUCUGUCGGUGCAGCCGGCCUGACAGCCAUUCGGCACUAUCUCGAGACCACCAUCGAGCGUCGUCACCACGGCAAUGACUGCUUCAAACCCGACUGGCAGGGUGUCACUGAUCUCAUCGUCGGCCGGUACGCUGACCGCUUGAAGUUCAUGGCCACCGAGAUCGACUCGCCCGAGUCCAUGGCCAUUGAGGCUGCCUUCCUGCUCGACAUCUACAUCGACUACCCCGAUGAGGAUGAUGGCAACGACAUUGAUAGAGCUGCAGCCAUCGACCGCUGCACCCACUACUAUCUGCACAAUCCGGUUCCAUUGUCCGCCACAUAUCCUGCCAACGUUACGAAUCAGCUCAUACACACCGCCCUGGCUACCGUCACCGACGAGAUCUGCACCGCUCUCUUCCACGUGCGGGACCUUGUAUCCGGGUACGGAAUGCUGAGCCAUUCCGAGCGAGAGACCGCUCUCGCCGCCUCGGUUAAGACGUUGCAGUCACUAAUUGCAUACCUCGGCUGGGCCCGUUUCAAGCGCUGUCCGGCCUGUGGCAUCGGAGAGAUCUGCAUGAUUCCCAUGUGGCCCAUGGGAACGGUUGAGCUGUACGAGAAACCGAGCUGUUGCAACGGUACUGACUCGCUUGACGGAGAGAACUAUUGGGGUGAAUGGAGCUGGUCGGCUGCUGGUGAGGGAAAAGCAUGA
Grosmannia clavigera kw1407 is the source of this 1683-nucleotide messenger RNA. RefSeq lists its product as uncharacterized. The record is from RefSeq and is a predicted model, not a curated record. NCBI's taxonomy places the organism in Eukaryota, Fungi, Ascomycota, Sordariomycetes, Ophiostomatales, Ophiostomataceae. The coding region runs from base 1 to 1683 and encodes 560 amino acids. The transcript has a single exon.